This is a messenger RNA of Priapulus caudatus, 2777 nucleotides long. RefSeq names its product cysteine-rich protein 2-binding protein-like. Bases 66 to 2438 code for a protein of 790 amino acids. The record is from RefSeq and is a predicted model, not a curated record. The transcript is spliced from 15 exons. Gene Ontology annotation, molecular function: acyltransferase activity, transferring groups other than amino-acyl groups. Lineage: Eukaryota; Metazoa; Priapulida; Priapulimorpha; Priapulimorphida; Priapulidae.
GCUCAUAGGUUGCGCUGUCUAGCAACAUGUCUGCGCCCAUGAUAGACGUAACGUGCUGAGGAAAAAUGGCAUCCCAGGAAAGUACAGGCACUUACUGCUAUUGCAAAGCAAAGAGCUUGGAACCUCCUAUGCUGGAAUGUAAACAGUGCAGACGGUUGUUUCACACAGGUUGUUUAAACCAGCCCCCGCCAACAUAUCUGGAGGGUGAUGUAUUCUAUGAAAUUAUAUGCUGUGGAUGCAAUGGAUUGGAAGUUGAAUCUUUUGAAAGGAUGAAAAUGUCAUGGCUACAAGCUAUAUGGCUGUCAUUAUACAACCUGCAGUUGUCUGGUGUCACAGGAAGACAGGGAUAUUUCAGAUGGAAAGAGAAUAUAUGUGCUUUCAUAGAACGCAACUGGAACCUAUUGUUUACUCCAGAAAGGAAGCAGACGGCAACAUGGCAAUGUACUGUGGCAAGUGUCCUAUCAUCAAACUGCCCCAAAAUAUUUAAAUCAGGAGCUAGUGUGAUAGGACAAAGUGGUUGGUGGCGGCUAUUGGAAACUAAACCACCAGUACCAGAUAUGGGCCAAUCGACCAGAAAGACGAGGAUCAGAGGCCGAGAAACAGACUGGCUGCUUAUGCAUUCAGGCCGGGUAAAGGCAGAGGGUCUGCGGACUCGCAAGCAUGGCUCACCAAUAGAUGCUGCCAUCGCACUAAAGGCAAAGCGAUCUACUACACAGGAGGCUAAGGAGAUGAGAAAGAAGAAAGUGACCGAAAGCACUGCACAGCAUGUAGCUUUGCCCAGAAAACAUGUCGAAACAGAGAUCAAGUCUAGGUCAACGUCAGCAGCAGUAGCGCCACCCUAUGAAGCAAAUUAUCAGCCGGCCGUGAUUGCUGCAUCACCACUGCCAGAAGCUAAUAACUCCAACUUAUUAAGCGUUAAUGUCUCUGACAGUGACUUGACUGCUGAACUUCAGAGCGAAGAGACGAAUGAUUUGGAGCGCUGUGGCAUUGUACCCGUAUUGCCUGUAUGCACGAAAAACGUGCAGACCUACGCAUCUGCGUCAGACUUGUCUAACAGCCCUGCAGAAUCGCUGGAGGAUGGGAAGCAAACUACAGAUCAUGGAACACAACACACACUAAAGCACACAACGCAUCAGACGACAGAGCAGACGAUGCAGCAGUCAACAGAGCAGACGAGAGAUGUUGUAGUCCCUGCUGCUGCUGGCAGACAGCUAUGUGACGCCUCCCUCUCGAGUCGGGAGGGUCUUCUGCAGCUGUUGCACAAACGACGGAAGAAUGAGAUGGACUUCCUCCAUUCGGGAGAUCUGAGCGUUCACGAGAGCCUGCCAGAUACGCUACUGACAGAAGAGGAUGAUUCGGAAAUAAUGGACAUUGACAUUGAGAUUGAUCCAUGUGCUCUUGACUCUGACUCAGAACCUGUCUGCAGAAUGGACUCUCCCAACAUGGACGACAUUCUCGCGAAUCUAGAUGACAGUGUUGCCAGCGUUGAGACGAAACGGCAAAGUGACGAGGUUGUCAUGGAAACGUCCAAUAACGACACUUCCGUGAGAGGUGAGGAGUCGGAGGUUGAGUCUGAAAGCUCAGAAGAGUCCAAGUCGGAAUCUGAGGAAGAGGGAGGCGUUUCCCAUCAGCCAGAGUAUUGCUCCCUUGAGAAACCCAUAAAAAGGAGAAGGAAUAAAAAAUUUGAGAAUCUGGUUGAGGAACAUCCUAAACCCAGGUUUUUCCCAGUAAGUUUGUAUGAAGAGAAACAGUUGCUUAGGAAAUUGACGCCUGUGAGCUUCGUCGAGCUGCCUGAAGCUCGUCGACUACGGAGAAAGCUCAUGCUCAGACAGGAAGUACUACAGCGGGGCAGGGUUAGCUCUAGUACAUUGUAUAGAGUGCUGAAGCCUUUCAUUAGGCGGGACUGUGAGACAAAGCCACUCAAGUUAAAGCUACUGGAGGAGAUUGUUGCAUAUGGGCACAAGAAUGAUCCCGGUUGGAAGGUUGACCCACAGGCCCCCAUAGACUACUGUUAUGUCCGACCUCAGCACAUUCCAUCUGUAAAUGCGCUAUGCCGGGAGUUUUUCUGGCCGGAUAUAGACAUGUCAGAGUGCUUGCAAUACCCGGACUUCAGCGUGGUUGUGCUCUACAGGAAGCUGGUGAUAGGCUUUGGAUUCAUGACGCCGGAUGUGAAGUACAACGAAGCGUACAUUUCGUUUCUGUUCACUCAUCCGGAGUGGAGGAAUGCUGGCAUCGCCACGUUCAUGAUUUAUCAUCUCAUACAGACCUGCUUAGGAAAGGAUGUAACGUUGCACGUGUCUAUCACCAAUCCAUCUCUCCUGCUCUACCAGAAGUUUGCUUUCAAACCUGAAGAGCUCAUACUUGAUUUCUACGACAAAUAUUUUUUAGAAGAUUCAAAAGAGUGCAAGCAUGCACUGUUUCUUAGGCUCAGACGAUAGCGGGGUUCACCGUGUAUUUCUAUUAAUUGAAGCUACUAUGUGUGUGUUAAAACGAUUCUUUUGAUACAAGGCAAUUAGUAUGGUCGUAAUUAACUUGUGAUUAUGCCUAUGCCGAAUUACAUUUUGUGUUUGAAUAUUAAAUUAUUGAUUGAUUAUAAAGCUUUACACACAUAUUGAUAAUGGUCCACUGUCAUUAUUGUGAUUCAGAUUGAAAAUAUAAUUUAGGCCAUGCAUGAAUGAAUAUAUUAAUUAUAUUGUAGGUAGCGAGAUAACUGUUGAUAUAUGAUAUAUUUUUUGAAGUAUGAUGUAUUUGUACAUAUUUGCAUGAGAAAAUACCAA